Molecule: messenger RNA, 4224 nt
Organism: Aspergillus calidoustus
Lineage: Eukaryota; Fungi; Ascomycota; Eurotiomycetes; Eurotiales; Aspergillaceae
Source: the annotation of a GenBank genome assembly
AUGGGUGUCCCAAAAUUCUUCCGCUGGCUGAGCGAGCGGUAUCCUACGAUCUCUAUGCUGAUCGCAGAGAACCGGAUACCCGAGUUCGACAACCUAUAUCUCGACAUGAACGGCAUUAUUCAUAACUGUACACACAAAGACAGCGACUCCCCUGCGUUCCGAUUGACCGAAGAUAAGAUGUUCAUAGCCAUCUUCAAUUAUAUCGAGCAUUUGUAUGGCAAGAUCAAGCCCAAGAAGCUUUUCUUCAUGGCGGUGGAUGGUGUUGCGCCACGCGCCAAAAUGAAUCAGCAGCGCGCGAGACGAUUUCGAACGGCCCUGGAUGCUGAAGUGGCGAGAGAGAAAGCGAUUGCCCAAGGGGUUGAAAUGCCAAAGGAAGAUCCAUUCGACAGCAACUGCAUCACUCCUGGAACGGAGUUUAUGGCGAAGCUUACAGAACAGCUGAAAUAUUUCAUCAGCAAGAAGAUUUCCGAGGAUAAGGACUGGCAGGGGGUGGAAAUUGUACUUUCAGGGCACGAAGUACCAGGUGAGGGUGAACAUAAGAUCAUGGAAUAUAUCCGACACGCGAAGGCGCAACCCGGAUACGAUCCCAAUGUCCGCCACUGUUUGUAUGGACUUGACGCCGACUUGAUCAUGUUGGGUCUAUUGAGCCACGACCCGCACUUUGCCCUUCUCCGUGAGGAGGUGACCUUUGGCCGCCAGGUGCAGAAAAAGCCAAAGGAGCUCGAGCAUCAGAAUUUCUUCCUUUUACAUUUGUCCAUGGUUCGAGAAUACCUGGAAUUGGAGUUUCAGGAGCUGGAGCAAGAAGGGAUUCUGAGCUUCCAUUAUGAGUUUGAGCGUGUGAUCGACGACUUUAUCUUGAUGGCUUUCUUUGUUGGAAACGACUUUUUACCCAAUUUGCCCAACCUUCAUAUUAAUGAAGGUGCGUUGUCGUUGAUGUUCAAGGUCUACAAGGAGGUGUUGCCGAAGAUGGGUGGCUAUAUCAAUGAGGAAGGUGUUAUCAACCUGGAACGGCUUGGUAUGCUUCUGGAUGGAUUAAGCCACGUGGAGUACCGCUUCUUCGAGGCUGAGAACUCGGAUGCGGCAUGGAUUCGUGCAAAGCAAAAUGGUGCGGAAGAAGAUGGGGAGGCCGACGCGAAGCCAAAGACAUUUACAAUCACACCGGACCAGAAAACUAUUCUGAAGUCGGUCAAGAAGUUUGUUCUGAAUCGACCUGGAAAGGCGGCAGACUCGAAACCUCUUGAUUUCCCACCGACACUCCCUGCUAGGGACCGCAAGUUUGUCGAGCAGCUCGCGGGUGACCUUCGACUGCCCUGGUCGACAGUCGCAAAUGACGACGGGGACCGAUUCAUUCGUGUCGAGUUUCCUGCGAGUGAAGAUGAUGACAGCGAGGAGGAAGAAGACGAAGAGGCUUCUAUGGCUGUGCAGCGCAUUAUCCGCAAAUAUGAGAACGCAAAAGUUCAAGAGUUAUCUGCCGAAGAGGCCCAAGCAGCGGCUCAGAAGAAGUACGACGAGAAGUUUCAGGAUUGGAAGGACAAGUACUAUAUGAACAAGUUCGGCUGGGGCUUGGACAACCACGAGGAAAUGAGGAAACUGACCGAAAACUAUGUGCAAGGCCUUCAAUGGGUUCUGUACUACUAUUACAGAGGAAUUGCCUCUUGGCCAUGGUUCUUCAGCUCACACUACGCACCAAUGAUAUCCGAUGUGAAGAAGGGCUUGAAGGCGGACGUAAACUUUCGCCUCGGGCGACCUUUCAGACCCUAUGAACAGCUUAUGGGUGUGCUUCCCGACCGUAGCAAAAAGACCGUGCCCAAGGCGUAUCACGACUUGAUGACUUCCCCGGAUUCUCCCAUUAUUGACUUCUAUCCGCGUGAUUUCGAGUUAGAUAUGAACGGCAAGAAGAUGGAAUGGGAGGCUGUUGUCAAGAUUCCGUUUAUCGACGAGCGCCGCCUUCUUGAUGCGCUUGCCACAAGAGAGCACCUCUUGACACCCGAAGAAAAGGCGCGCAACGGCUUUGGCGUAAGCCUGAAAUUCACCUACUCGCCUGACACUCAGUAUAUCUAUCCUUCUUCCUUCCCAGGAGUUUUCCCGGAUCUUCCCAACUGCCACUGUGUGCAAAACGUUUUUGACCUCCCCACGAUGGAAGGCUUGGAACCGUACGUUGGGCUGAUGGAAGGAGUGCACAUUGGCGCUUCCGCUCUCGCAGGUUUCCCAAGUCUGAAAACAUUGCCGCAUGUCGGCCAAUUGGGAUUCCAUGGUGUUUGUGUCUUUCAGCAAGAGAGCCGCAAUGAAAGCAUGGUGGUCACGAUUCUUGACCCUGGAAGCAGAUCGUCUACUGAGCUGGCGAAGCAGAAGCUUGGCCAGCGUGUUUUUGUCGGCUAUCCAUUUUUGCAAGAAGCACUCGUCAUCCGCGUUUCUGACGAACUAUUUGACUACACUCUCCCGGAAGGGGAGCAACACGCUCUUGCGACACCCCAUUCGGAUGUGCAGAUUGAGCAGUGGAAGAAGAAAGCUGACAAGAUUGAGGGGACUUACAGCCGGAGAUUUGGUAUGAUCAUCGGCCCUGUUGAGGCGAUGGUGCAUGUUCAGCUGCUGAAAGGCCUCAUCAAGACUGAUGAAGGAGCCACGGUCAAAGAAUUUGCAGAUAUUCCUGGACAGGAAACGGAUUACGCUCUGCAGCUCGUUGUCGACGAAGUCAUCAACCCUGAUGAGCGCUUCAUCGAACGCGAUGCUCUGCCAAUUGAAAAGGAGUUCCCAGAGGGCUCGCGAGCCUUUUUCCUGGGCGAUUUCAACUACGGCAGGCCAGUCCAUAUCACCGGCCAUGAAGAUGGCAAAGUGACUGGUUUGAUUGCCUCCAUCAAGGGUCGAGAGCCCGACUUUGGAAGAGAGCGUGCCAAGAACGCCGAGGCGCUCAGCCCUUAUAUGCCAUCCUUUGCGAUUGCACGCAACUUGCGCUUGAAUCCGCUGGUCCUCGCCAAGAUCACUUCUUCAUUCUCUGUGGACGUUGAAGGCUUCCGAGUCAAUCUGGGUCUCAAUCUCAAGUUCGAGGCCAAGAAGCAGAAAGUCCUUGGAUAUUCUCGGCGUGGAGAUUCCGGCUGGGAGUUUAGUGCAAAGGCCGUCGGUCUGCUGCAGCAGUACAUGAUCAAGUUCCCCGAGUUCAUUGCGGGUAUCCAGCGUAACCCUCAAAACGAUCGUUACACGCCAACCGAUUUCUACCCACCAGACAUUGCACUCCAAAAGAUCAGCGAAAUCAAGGCUUGGCUCAAGGAAAUCGAAGCCAAGAGCUUUGAAAGGGUUCCGCUCGAGGCAGAACAACUUGAUUCGGAUGUUGUCAAGCUGAUUGAACAAGACGCCGACCAACUCUUGCAGAGCCAGCCGGCUAUGGAGGCGAAGAAAAUGCGGGGCGUCCCGCGCAGUGCUCUUCUUCGGCCAUCCGACGUUGAGCAGCGACUUGGUAACCAGACCUUCAAGCUAGGUGAUCGUGUUGUAUACGCCCAGGACUCUGGAAAAGUUCCCAUCGCUACCCGAGGAACUGUAGUUGGGCUUACUAGAACUCCAAGAGCUACUCUACUUGACGUUGUCUUCGAUGUCGCCUUCAUGAGCGGCACAACCCUCGGCGAUCGAUGCUCUCCGUUCCGUGGACAAACCGUGCUCGCAUCGUCUGUCCUCAACGUGUCGUACAGGCAACUGACUGCUAGUACGAGAGCCGCAGUGAGUCAGAAGCAACAAAAUCAACCAUCUCCCUUGACGGUAACUGGAUACGGUGCUCCUAUGGGAGCAGGCGGUGGCGGCCAGUUGAAAGAGGCUGCCACCCCGCCACCACUCAGAGGAUCGUUCCGUGGUGCACUGUCUGGGAGAGGCCGCGGGCAGGGGGCACAGAACGGCACUACAACACUGCCUUUCAGACCGCAAGCCAACGGGGGCCGGGGCCAACACAACGAUUUAGACGGCUCAUCUCGUGGCAGAGGACGAGGUGGCCGCGGAAGCGCGGCGCGCGGACGAGGCGGGUACACGGCGGUUGACAGCGAUCCCGACUCCGGCAUCGUCCAAAACAACCCCAACUUCCGACCCAAGAACUAUUCGCAAGUUCCACCACCUCAGUUCCAGCCGCGCGGACGUGGUCGAGGCAACGGGCGCGGCGGUGACCGAGGAAACGGAUUCCGGGGUCGUGGUAACCGUGGAAGAGGCGCCGCCGGUGCCGCUCCUGGAAGUGCUGGAAAUGCGUGA